Messenger RNA from Manduca sexta (tobacco hornworm), 6860 nucleotides. It is a transcript of the gene Usp7, whose product is annotated as ubiquitin carboxyl-terminal hydrolase 7. Gene Ontology annotation, biological process: protein deubiquitination; regulation of protein stability. The record is from RefSeq and is a predicted model, not a curated record. Bases 493 to 3900 code for a protein of 1135 amino acids. Lineage: Eukaryota; Metazoa; Arthropoda; Insecta; Lepidoptera; Sphingidae. The transcript is spliced from 24 exons. Gene Ontology annotation, cellular component: nucleus; cytosol. Gene Ontology annotation, molecular function: cysteine-type endopeptidase activity; cysteine-type deubiquitinase activity; protein binding.
AACACUAUGGUGAAUGUGAGCAAAUGUGAGAGAAUGAUAAAAUGGUGCAUUCGUCGAUCAAACCGGGCCACACAUCCCAAGUCAGAAAUUAAAUUAACUUCCACCAUUUUGUUUAUUUUCGCGAAAAUAACUCGAUACCCGUACACGUUAGUGAUCAUUCCUUUUCCGCCGUCACACGACGAAGUGACAAAGCAAUUCUGGCAAUGAUUAUAAGAUUAGGAAUGUGCUAAUAGCGUACCUGUCGACUAUCGGGCCCUUGUGUUAAAAAUUGCAGACAUCGGCCGCGCUGCUAGUAAACAUUCUUUGAAAAUUAACGCCUUACCGUCGAAGAAAAAUAAAAACCCCAAUACGCAGGGUAAUCGAGUCGAUGAGAAAGGUUCGCUGAAAUUCGUCCAACGGAUUUUCGGCAAGUGCAAAGGGAGUAAGCCUCAGGCUUUAAAGGAAAUAUCGUCGAGUAGUGGGCGAGAGUCCCCCGUGGCGCGCCCGGCUAACAUGAACCACACGCCUGCCCCGGACAGGCAGCAGCACGACUCCAAUGUGAACCAGGUCGAGGAGAUGGAGACACAAGACGUUAAGAAAGACCAAAGAAAUAAGAAAGUUCUUGUCUGUGUUGAAACAGUGGACGCGGUCACCGACAAGGUUUGGGACGACGAUCUUAUGAAAGGGCCGAACGGCGAGGUCGUGAUGAGCGAAGUGAUGAAGAACCAGGAGACGACAUCUUCGGAUAUGCCCCUGGCAUGCCUAGACGCCGAGAUGGAGGACGACGAGGCGCGUUCCGAAGCGACGUUCCGUUUCACGGUGCACAACUUCAGGAACCUGAAGGACUCGGUGCUGUCGCCGCCGUGCUACGUGCGCAACCUGCCGUGGAAGAUCAUGGUGAUGCCGCGUCAGGCGCCGUCCCCUGACCGUCAGCAACAGAAGUCGCUCGGCUUCUUCCUGCAGUGCAACGGCGAGAGCGAGUCCUCGAGCUGGUCUUGUUACGCCAUGGCGGAGUUGCGUCUAAUCUCGCACAAGCCCGAGACGGAGACGUUCUUGAGGAAGAUCCAGCAUUUGUUUUACAGCAAGGAAAACGACUGGGGCUUCUCCCACUUCAUGGCGUGGAACGACGUUCUAGAUCCAGAGAAGGGGUACAUAAAGGACGACGCGAUCACGCUGGAGGUGCACGUGACCGCCGAGGCGCCGCACGGAGUCUCGUGGGACUCCAAGAAACACACCGGAUAUGUUGGCCUUAAGAACCAGGGUGCGACAUGUUACAUGAACUCGCUGCUACAGACGUUAUACUUCACCAACCAGCUAAGGAAGGCUGUGUACAAAAUGCCCACAGAAUCUGACGACAGUACCAGAUCUGUUGCUCUGGCACUACAAAGAGUGUUUUACGAGUUGCAAUUCUCGGACAAGCCGGUCGGCACGAAAAAACUUACAAAGAGUUUCGGUUGGGAGACCCUGGACUCGUUCAUGCAGCAUGAUGUACAAGAAUUUCUUAGGGUAUUACUGGACAAACUGGAGAGCAAGAUGAAGGGCACGUGUGUCGAGGGGACUGUUCCGCGUCUGUUCGAGGGCAAGAUGACUUCGUACAUCAAGUGCAAGAACGUGAACGUGUCCAGUACGCGAGUGGAGACCUUCUACGACAUACAGCUCAAUAUCAAGGGCAAGAAGAAUAUCGACGAGUCGUUCAAAGACUACAUAAGCACAGAGACGCUAGACGGCGAAAACAAGUACGACGCCGGCGAGCACGGCCUGCAGGAGGCGGAGAAGGGAGUGAUAUUCGCGUCGUUCCCGCCGGUGCUGCAUCUACACCUCAUGCGGUUCCAGUACGACCCCAUCACGGAUAGCUCCGUCAAGUUCAACGACAGAUUCGAGUUCUACGAACAUAUCAACCUGGACGCGUAUCUACAAGAGAAGCCGGAGACUCCCGCCGACUACACGCUGCACGCGGUGCUGGUGCAUUCGGGCGACAACCACGGCGGGCACUACGUCGUGUUUAUCAACCCCAAGGGGGACGGCAAGUGGUGCAAGUUCGACGACGAUGUGGUGUCUCGCUGCACCAAGCAGGAGGCGAUCGAGUACAAUUACGGCGGUCACGAUGAGGACAUGGCGCUGACGGUGCGCCACUGUACCAACGCUUACAUGUUGGUCUAUAUUAGAGAUUCACAAUUGAAGACAGUUUUACAAGAGGUGACACAGGCAGACAUACCCACAGAAUUGAGUGAGAGAUUAGCAGAGGAGAAGAGGAUUGAAACGAUCCGUCGCAAGGAGCGCAACGAGGCGCACUUGUACAUGAACGUGAACGUGGUGCUGGAGGAGGCGUUCGACGGGCACCAGGGCAACGACCUGUACGACUGCGAGCGCGCGCACUACCGCGUGUUCCGCGUGCGCAAGCAGGCCACCGUCGCCGAGCUGCUCGACAUGCUCGCCGACAGCUUCAAGUACCCGCUGCGGCAUCUGCGGCCCUGGCCCUUCAGCGCACGCUCCAACCAGACAUGCAGACCAACGUGCCUAGACAUUGUGAACGACCAACACAAAACCGUGGCGGACAUAUCUGAGAACAUGAAUCCGUGGAACAUAUUCUUAGAACUUCUUCCUCCAGACUCUGGUCUCACGGCGCUGCCGACGUUCGACAAGGAGAACGAUGUGGUGUUGUUCUUCAAGUACUACGACCCGAAACAGAAGCGCAUACAUUACUGCGGACACCAUUACUUGCCGAUAGCCAGCAAGCCGGCCGAUCUCAUACCGAUACUUAAUAAACGUGCUGGAUUCCCUCCGGACACACCCCUAGUUCUCUACGAAGAGAUCAAACCGGACUUCGUUGAGAAGAUAAGCAACUACAACGAGCCGCUCGAAAAGGUAUUGGACGAGCUGAUGGACGGUGACAUCAUCGUGUUCGAACGCGCCGACCAUCGACACGAGGACCUCGAGCUGCCGACCUGCCAGGACUACUUCAAGUACAUAUUCUACAAGGUGGAGGUGCAGUUUGUGGACAAAACUGUUCCUAAUGAUCCCGGAUUCACAAUGGAGCUGUCCAUGCAGAUGCGCUACGACCAGAUGGCGCGCGCGGUCGGACAGAGGCUCAACGUCGAUCCAUACUUAAUACAGUUCUUCAAAUGUCAAAACUACAAAGAUACGCCCGGCCUGCCUCUCAGAUAUUCUUACGACGGUAUACUUAAAGAUUUACUCGUUUAUUGUAAACCAAAGUGCCCUAAGAAAUUGUUCUACCAGAUUUUAUCUAUUAAAGUUAACGAAUUGGACAACAAGAAACAGUUUAAAUGUUUAUGGGUGGGUCCAAAUUACAAAGAAGAUAAAGAAUUAAUUUUAUAUCCAAACAAAGGUGGUAAAGUGGCAGAUAUAUUGGAGGAAGCAGCUAAAGUGGUAGAGAUGUCUCCAGAAGGAUCCGGCAGGUUAAGGAUCGUGGAGGUGUCGUGUCACAAAGUAUUACCGGGGCCGGACCCCGAGCUCACGCUCGACCAGGUGACCAUCUCGCCGCCCAGACUCUACAGAAUAGAGGAGAUACCCAGAGAUGAACUGCAUCUACAGGAGGACGAGGCGCUGGUGCCGUGCGCCCACUUCCAGAAGCAGGCGUACGCGACGUUCGGCAUCCCGUUCUACGCACGCGUCAAACACAACGAGCCCUUCACCGCCGUCCGCGACCGCUUGCAGAAGAAGCUCGAUAUACCGGAUAAAGAGUGGGAAAAGUACAAUUUUGCUAUAGUAACAAAUGGCAGACCUAACUACAUAAGUGAAGGAGCGACAAUAAACAUAUUCGACUUCAGGCCGAGUAGUAAUGCAAAUUUGUCCCUGCCAGACGCGUCGGGUCGGCCGUGGCUGGGGCUGGAGCACAUCAACAAGACGCCGAAGCGCUCGCGCGUCAACUACCUCGAGAAGGCCAUCAAGAUAUACAACUGAGCGCGGCGCGGCGCGAUAGUAACAGCCUGACGACACCACACCGGCACGGACCGGCGGUCCGACAGACCGGCGGACCGACUGCCGCAUCCUAGCUCUAACGACUGCAACUGCAACAAUGUAAUUUAUCAAACAAAUAGAUGUGUGAGAGCGUGUAUGCCUUAAACGCCAUGUUACUAUCGCAUGGAUAUGCAAUAAUAGCCUUAUGUACACGAUAUACUUCGCGACACCAAUACGAUUACUUCCUUUACAACGCUAUUUAUUCUAUUGUAGUUAAUUCGGUUUACGCGGAAUGUUUUGUAGGCGACAGAGUAGUCCUGCUAGUUGUUCACAUUGUUUUUGUACCGUUGACUGUGGAAUGCGCGCGCCUACGCACCUCACUGUUGCAUCGAUGCUUGGACUAUCGACGUUUCAUGACAAUGAGUCUCUAAAGAAGACACCUACAAAAUAUAUCGAUUUAAAUUAUUCAGUGAAGUGGUUUUCAUUGAUAAUUCUUAAAAUUAUUAAUUAUUGGGAUUAGUCAAUUGAGAUCGUGUUAUCAAUAAAUAUUGUAACAUUAAUGCUCUAAUAGUGAGGUGACAGCAGUGCGCGCGAAUAGAAGCCUUUGUAUGCCUUUAAUGACAGCAUUUACGGCUUAAAGUGAAGCCGACAGGACGACAGUGGGAUAUAUCGGCAAUGUUGCGUAUGAUGAAUAUCAUCAGUUUAUCAUAUAGUGUACUUCUUUAGUCUACGCCGCGUGUAAGUUUUGUGGUCAAAGUAUGUCAAUUUUGUUUUUUUUUUCAAUUAUUAUAUUAGCAUUACCGUUGCGUAGUGACGCCCGUUUAGGUAAUCUGAUUCAUUCGUACGUUACGCAUCGACUAUCCGGACGAGCCUCGCUGCGUUCAUAGGCUGUGCCAAUAUCAUUUCGAGCUUGUUUCACGUCAUGUUUUUUGGUGAUUCGGCAAAAUUAAACAUACAGUUACGCAAUAAGGUAUAGAUUACUGUAAUACGAUGAGUUAUAGCUACGAUGUUUAAAAUUAUAUAGACGGAUGUGCCUGUGUGAACGCUUGCUUAAUUAAGUGGCCUGUACAAAUUAACAAUCAUGGAUUCAGUACCUAAAUACUGGUAAAUUAACUAUUAGACGAAUAAUAACCCGAAUUAUAACCGACUUUUAUUUUCGUUUCCAUUCAUUCGAGACGAAUAAUUAGAUAAUGUAAAUGGACAAUUGUAUUUAUCUUUUUUUUUACAAAAAAAACUUUUAAUACGUACUUAGAACAUUUAAUUAUGUAUUAUAUAUUGUUCGAUCCCGCAUUGAAAAUUAAACCGUUAAUAAAAAAAACAUCGAGUUUAGCACAAUUUUACGAUAAACCUGAGUAACGGACGAAAUUAAUAAAUAAUGCUAACAAUUUUCAGAUCUAUCGAGAAAGUAAACCAAUCAAAACAAUGCAUAAGUGGGCGUGGCGCUCAUACUUUACUCCGAUUGGUCCAUUUCUACGGUCGAUCCGAAGAUAGAUCGAUCGUUUAUUAAUUUCGAUCACCAUACAACUUUAAAAUACUAUGUUAUUUUGAUUCAAGGAAAUUACAACAUCCUCAUAGCAAAAUUACAAUAUCUUGUUUAGUUACGGUAUGAUUUUCAAUGUGCGGAUAUGUUGUCAUUUUUAAACUUUGUCUUAAAUUUAGACGUAGUUGUCGCACAUUUGACAAAUAUUGGAAUAACAUGCGUUACGUAUGAAGACUGCAAGUCGCUUAAAUACAACACUAUAUUUAUACAAUCAAUACAAAAGAUAUGUAUAUAUUUUCUGAUGCGAAGAAGAGUUUCGGGUGCACGCUUGUUGGCAAUAAUUAAACUUAAAUAUUUGUGUCGGCGUUAUUUUUGUAUUGUCGUGAUGUGGAAUUGUAAAUCGGAUGCAUUCAAUUGGUAUUGUGAUUGUAAACUAGUGUAAAAGCGUAAGCUUGUACAUAGCUGUUUCAUCUUUAGAAAGUUGUAGGUUUUGCGCGUUGUAUAGGGUGAUAACUAAUUGCUGUGAAUUCUAACGGUGUGUUUUUAUAGAAAUUUUUCGUAUACAAAUGUUUCAAUGAUUGUCGAAUUACCAAAAGGCCGGUGUGCGAUUGAGGUUACAAUCCGGGGGCUGUGCCCCCCACCUGUACUUUAUAUGCACGUAUGUAUAACGCUUGCACUCUAUUGUACGUCCCGGCUCAGAGCCUGAACAUCAAUGCAUGUACCUUAUUACUAUUUACUAUUUAAUUUUUUUACACGACCUGCCAGAGAAAAUAAAAUGUUACGUUAUAAAAUAUGAUUAUGUCGAAAUUAUGUAUAUAUAUGAUGUAAUAAAUUAAGAAAAAAAAUACAAUAAGUUUUCGUAAAGAUGCCUUAGACGUUUUAAGACAUUUUGUAGUAUUUCCAACACGAGCAGUGCCGCUUCUAUAAUUUCUGCCCUGUUUAGUUCGGGUUGUGUCGCGGGGGUCGCGGGGGGCGCGGGGCGGGGGCGGCGCGGGGGCCCGGCCGGCCCUGUCCGCCGUCGCGUCGCUCGCGAUCCCUGUUCGACUCGUAUUUAUAUUUUUCUUAUUUAACAUUUUGUGUGUCGGUUCAGUAAUUUUCCUUAACACGGUUUUGUGGUUAUUUGAAACGAACUUAGAAGCAUAGUGGCUUAGACGUACGUUAAAAAAAUAUAUUGUGGCAAAUGGGAUUAUAGUCUACUAGUUGAUUUACCUGCGGGACCUUCUGACGAGGCUUGAACCACGGAGGGCGAAUCACAGCUUCAGCAAACAUGGAAUGUGUUCCAAUGUUUGUCAUGUUGGAUUUGAAUGUUUCACUGAAUAUAAUCCUAUAUUUGUUAUUUUUGUUUGUUUUGGACAUAUUCAACCCCAGUGCACGCUCGCGACGCACGACGUCGAAGGAGUCGUCAUAAGUUAACACCCUUUAAUACGAGAAGAAUGGAUUGUUAGGAGUUUAACUUGUAAAAUUAAAACCUUUUUUUAUUAAA